UCAUAAGGGCUUGUCACGCUGACUCAACUUGAACUUGACUCUUUCUCCAUGUAUUGCAGCAAUAUGUGUGUUUGGAAGGGUUUCUGCCUGCUGGCGUUACUUUCUCUGGUAGUUUGCGGCGAUUCCCUGCGCAUCCUGGGUCUGUUUCCCCAUCCAGCCAUGAGUCACUUCAAGUUCUUUCAUCCAAUUAUGCGUGGAUUAGCCGAGGCUGGUCACAGUGUGGAUGUAAUCAGUCCCUUUGCGGACAAGGAGCCGCCAAAAGGGUACAAGGACUAUCUGCUGCCACCGUCCACUUUGACGGACACUAUUAAUUUAGAGGACUUCGAGCGCCCCUACCACUACCUCUUCCACUAUAUAGAGUUCUUUGUUCUGUAUAAAAUGGGAAAAGAGGACUGCAACACCACCCUGCAUAGCCAAGCCCUUUCUGCGAUCCUGAAGCAUCCGCCUGGUUACUACGAUGUCAUCCUACUGGAGCAAUUCAAUAACGAUUGUGUGAUGAGUGUGGCCCAUGUGCUUCAAGCUCCGGUGAUUGGCAUGAGCAGUUGUGCUUUGAUGCCCUGGCAUUACGAGCGAUUUGGUGCUCCUCUGAUCCCAUCCUAUGUAUCCGCACUUUUCCAGGGUCAAUCGCAGGAGAUGUCCUUUGCGGGACGAUUGGGCAACUGGAUUACUGUUCACUCCCUGAACUUACUGUACAAAAUCUUCACAGUUCCCGCCGCCAAUGCCUUGAUCCGCCAGAGAUUCGGUCCGGGAUUGCCGUCCACGGAAGAUAUGGUCAGGAAUACUUCUCUGAUGCUGGUCAACCAGCACUUCUCGCUGAGUGGACCAAAACCUCUGCCUCCGAAUAUCAUAGAAGUCGGCGGUGUGCACAUUAGUCCACCGAAACCUUUGCCCUCUGAUCUGCAGCAAAUUCUGGAUAAUGCCCCAAAAGGAGUCAUCCUCAUAAGCUGGGGCUCUCAACUAAAAGCGAGUUCCCUUCCCGCUGCCCGACGAGAUGGUAUAGUUCGAGCAAUUGGAAAACUGGAGCAGCAGGUGAUCUGGAAGUAUGAGAACGAUACUCUGCCGAACAAGCCAGAAAAUCUUCAUAUAAGGAAGUGGCUGCCUCAGCGUGACAUCCUUGCUCAUCCCAAUCUGAGGGUAUUUAUGUCCCAUGGCGGCUUGAUGGGCACCACGGAGGCGGUGGCCAGUGGAGUGCCCAUUGUGGGUGUGCCCAUCUACGGCGAUCAGUCGCUCAAUAUUGCCUCGUUGGUUCAGCGAGGAAUGGCCCUGCAGUUGGAUCUACGGAAACUGGAUGAGAAUACCGUAUUUGAAGCGUUAGCCAAGGCACUUCAUCCAUCUUUUAAAACCAGAGCCCAGGAGGUGGCCUCGGCCUACAACAAUCGCAUCCAGAAUCCCUUGGAGACGGCCAUCUGGUGGGUGGAACAUGUGGCGGAGACCAAGGGAGCUCCUUUGACCCAACCAAGUGCCGUGCAUCUCUCCCGCUUCGUCUACCACUCCCUGGAUGUUUACUUUGUGGUUUUCCUAGUCCUGUUGCUGCCUGUGAUUACCUUUCUGGGAUUAAUCCGAUUGUGUAGAAGAGGAAAGCCUAAAGGUGACUCCAAGCUGAAACGCAAACGAAACUAG
This is a messenger RNA of Drosophila takahashii, 1620 nucleotides long. RefSeq names its product UDP-glycosyltransferase family 36 member E1 (gene Ugt36E1). The record is from RefSeq and is a predicted model, not a curated record. Gene Ontology annotation, molecular function: UDP-glycosyltransferase activity. Lineage: Eukaryota; Metazoa; Arthropoda; Insecta; Diptera; Drosophilidae.